This is a messenger RNA of Teleopsis dalmanni, 601 nucleotides long. It is a transcript of the gene l(3)87Df, whose product is annotated as cytochrome c oxidase assembly protein COX20, mitochondrial. Lineage: Eukaryota; Metazoa; Arthropoda; Insecta; Diptera; Diopsidae. Gene Ontology annotation, cellular component: mitochondrion; mitochondrial inner membrane. The transcript is spliced from 3 exons. Gene Ontology annotation, biological process: mitochondrial respiratory chain complex IV assembly. The record is from RefSeq and is a predicted model, not a curated record. Bases 90 to 410 code for a protein of 106 amino acids.
UAUGUAUGAUUUAGAAGUUAUGUUUGGAAACAGUCAUUUCUCGUUUUAUUAUAAUUAAAUUUAGUAUAUUUUUCCGAAUACAGUAUACAAUGGAAGAGGAACCAAAAAAGGAAUUAAUAAUAUUUGGACAUGAUGUUGCUCAAAUGCCUUGUUUCCGUAACAGCUUUUUAUAUGGAAUAAGCGGAGGAAUUGGUGUUGGAUUGGUCACAUUUUUAGCUACUUCUAGAACGCGGUUUUCAACUCAUGUAGCCUUUUCUGGCUUUGUUUGUGGAACAUUAGGUUAUUGGUUUGUGUGCAGAUAUCAAUGGUCCAAAACACGGUUUGAAUAUCAAAAAUUGCAAACAGCGAUGAGAAAUAAGGCGAUGUACGAAGGUACAGAGGUAGAAAGAGAAAUUUUCAAAGAAGCGUAGCAUAAAUUUUGAAUUUUUUUUAUGCAUAAUAAAUUUUUAAUUAUUGUAAUACACAACAUUAUAACUAUUUCAAGUAAUGUACUAAUACAAAAUUAAUUAAUAUUAUUUAAUAUUUGCCAAAAUAUUAAAGUGAAAUUCAAUGUACAGACUUUGUGUUUAGGUAUAAUAUUUAUCCUUAAGGCACUGAUUUC